GUGUUUUCGACUUUUACUAUGUUUGUUCUAUGUUCAUAUGUUGUCUCAAAUUGUCUCUUCUCAACAGCACAAAACACGCGCAUGAGGCAAGAGCUCGAGGUUUCGGUCUGAGGUUCAAGCUGAGUACUUAGGAUUUUGUGUCUGUGACAAGAUUUCACAGAAAUUUUCUAGUUUACAAUCUGGAGGUUUUUAAUGAGUAAAGAUGAAAAAUCUUGUUUAUAUCAUGGAUAUUCAAGAUCGUUGUUGAAAUCUCUGGAUGAUGGCGCGCUCAGAAGCUGUAAGUUCAGUAGGAGAUAAUAUGUCGGUAGAUAAUGGAUCAAGGAAGCCUCGGAUUCUACUCGCCGCUAGUGGGAGUGUGGCUGCUGUCAAAUUUGCAAAUCUCUGUCAUUGUUUUUCUGAGUGGGCAGAAGUAAGAGCAGUUGCAACGAGUGCGUCACUGCAUUUUAUUGACAGAGAAGCAAUUCCUAAGGAUAUAAUUUUAUAUACCGACGAGAAUGAAUGGUCAAGUUGGACGAAACUAGGAGAUAGUGUGCUUCACAUUGAGCUUCGCAAAUGGGCUGAUAUCAUGGUCAUCGCUCCAUUAUCAGCAAACACUCUUGGCAAGAUUGCCGGAGGGUUGUGUGACAAUCUACUGACAUGUAUUGUUCGAGCAUGGGACUACAGUAAGCCAUUCUUUGUUGCACCAGCCAUGAACACUUUCAUGUGGAACAAUCCUUUCACGGAACGACAUCUCAUUGCCAUUGACGAGCUCGGUAUAUCUCUCAUCCCCCCGGUUACAAAGAGGUUAGCUUGUGGUGAUUAUGGCAAUGGUGCAAUGGCUGAACCAGCUACCAUUUAUUCUACUGUGAGGCUCUUUUACGAGUCAAAGGCUCAGCAAGGUAACGGUGACGUGUAGGAAUGUAUACAAGUGUGAAUGACCUUUAUAGUACUUGCCUUGGCCCCUUGAUCUGGUUUUAUUUACAUUCUUUUUUAGAAUUAUGUUUCUCUUACAUUCAGGUCUAAUCUGAUCAUAGUAGAUGGUGUGUAUUAAUAUUGCUAUAGCAGUCUCCUAAUUUCUAGAGGGAUGCUUUUGUAUCUCUUCAGUAACAGUUCUAGGUGUGUAUGCUCUUCUAGCUUUAUUAAUAAUGAAAUUUUAGCAAAAUAUAGGGUUUGGAUCUA
Molecule: messenger RNA, 1158 nt
Organism: Arachis ipaensis
Lineage: Eukaryota; Viridiplantae; Streptophyta; Magnoliopsida; Fabales; Fabaceae
Product: phosphopantothenoylcysteine decarboxylase HAL3a
Biological process (GO): coenzyme A biosynthetic process
Cellular component (GO): phosphopantothenoylcysteine decarboxylase complex
Molecular function (GO): FMN binding; phosphopantothenoylcysteine decarboxylase activity
Source: RefSeq, a predicted model, not a curated record